Molecule: messenger RNA, 411 nt
Organism: Capronia coronata CBS 617.96
Lineage: Eukaryota; Fungi; Ascomycota; Eurotiomycetes; Chaetothyriales; Herpotrichiellaceae
Exons: 3
Coding region: 1-411 (136 amino acids)
Cellular component (GO): membrane; endomembrane system
Source: RefSeq, a predicted model, not a curated record
AUGACGGACGAAACCUCACCGAGUUCCUAUACAGAGAACAAGCGAUUCGAGCCCAAAGUCAAGGUCGACUUGAACCCGCCGAAAAACGACCAGAUCUCGCUGGAAGAGUUGGCUCAAUGUGACGGAACACAUCCAGACAAGCCGACGUGGGUCGCGAUCAAAGGAACUAUAUUCGAUGUGUCCAAGAACCCGGCAUAUUCUGAGAAAGGCCAAUAUCAUGUGUUCGCCGGAAAGGAUCCCUCUCGGGCGCUCGCCCUGUCCAGCCUGAAACCUGAAGACUGCGUGCCGGAAUGGGACGACCUCGAUGACAAGUACAAGACCGUGCUGGAUGAAUGGUAUACCUUCUUCAGCAAGCGGUAUAAUAUUGUGGGCAAGGUCAGUGCUAGCGUCUUGUUCCUCCAGAAGCUCUGA